AUGUCUCGUCACCACCCCGAUCUGGUUAUGUGCCGCAAGCAACCCGGUAUCUCCAUCGGCCGUCUUUGCGACAAGUGCGACGGCAAAUGCCCCGUCUGCGACUCCUACGUUCGCCCCACAACCCUCGUCCGCAUCUGCGACGAGUGUGCCUUCGGAAACUACCAGAACAAGUGCGUCGUCUGUGGCGGUGAGGGAAUCAGUGACGCCUUUUACUGCUUCGAGUGUACGCGUCUGGAGAAGGACAGAGAUGGGUGCCCGAAGAUUAUCAACUUGGGAAGUUCCAGGACGGAUUUGUUCUACCAGAAGAAAAGUUUUCGGAAUCAUUGA
Molecule: messenger RNA, 327 nt
Organism: Penicillium verhagenii
Lineage: Eukaryota; Fungi; Ascomycota; Eurotiomycetes; Eurotiales; Aspergillaceae
Product: PHF5 family protein
Exons: 1
Coding region: 1-327 (108 amino acids)
Biological process (GO): mRNA splicing, via spliceosome
Cellular component (GO): U2 snRNP; catalytic step 2 spliceosome; precatalytic spliceosome
Source: RefSeq, a predicted model, not a curated record